Messenger RNA from Chara braunii, 483 nucleotides. The record is from the annotation of a GenBank genome assembly. Lineage: Eukaryota; Viridiplantae; Streptophyta; Charophyceae; Charales; Characeae.
UCGUACACGCUCCAGGAGCUACUGCCGCCCUCAAGAAAGGGGAAGUCUGUACGAUCAGGUACUACAAUGGCGACUUCCGCACAACUUACCGCUGCUGAGCUGCAGAAGCAGAAGGAUGAGUUAGCGGCGAGGCAAGCAGAUCUUGACGCCCAGAUCAAGGCAGCUCAAGAUGAGGAGUUGCGGGAGAAGAACAUCGCUGAAUCUAAAAAGAUUGUGGAGGACAUCAGCGCAAAUGUUGGCGAGAGGUUGUCAGCGUUCACUGUUCUCCAUGCUGCGGACAUGGACAGGAUAGAGAGGUCGACAGACUCCAUGUCCAAGCACUUGAUGCAGCAUCUUGGAGCACUUGCGGAUUCAAUGAAGGUCAUACAAGACUCAAUGAGGACGCUGUAGACUUCUCGCUCGCCGCAACAAACUUCGGCAGGGCCUUCCUCUCCGCCUGCAGGAGGAAAUCAGCAAGCCCAUCAACAAAGGGCAAUCUCCAGA